Molecule: messenger RNA, 825 nt
Organism: Spodoptera exigua (beet armyworm)
Lineage: Eukaryota; Metazoa; Arthropoda; Insecta; Lepidoptera; Noctuidae
Source: the annotation of a GenBank genome assembly
GGCGCAUCUCUUAUCGAUUUAUUUAAACCAUAAAUGUAUAAUUUUAAGUCCAUAGAUAUGAUAACAGUUCAGUAUAUAUAUAUGUCCUAUAAAAAGUUCUGGCAUGAUUGUAUAGCAUCUUCUGGAUCCACGCAAUCAACAGAGACAAAAAUGAAAUUCUUCGUUGCCUUCGUUGCCCUUGUGGCCAUUACCGUCGCCAGCCCGGUGAGCAAGCCCGUCGACCAUGACCUGGCUCACUUGGAAGCCAUCAUCGCUGCCAUCAACAGUCCCAGCACCGACCCCGCCACCGCCGCACUCCUAGAGCAGCAGCUCUUCGACAUCGUCAGCGCUGUCAGCCCUGUUGACGUUGGACCUGCUAUUGUCCCCCAACCAGAACAGGAGCCAGUUGAGGAAAUUGCCCAGGAUAUCCCCCAGCCUGACUUCGGUGCCGUCACCAACCCUGUUGUCCCCUCCCCUGUGGUGGUUGGACCUAUCCCCGAAGGUGCUCCUUCUCCGCUUGUCCAGAUCAUUGUGAACAUCAACCACGCCUCCAAACCCGAGCCCAUCCCCAUUGGCCCAGUAGUUGAGCCUGAGCCUGUUGACAUCGUUGAAGUUGAGCCUGUACCCGUCCAGGUCGUCGAUGUUAAGCCUGAGCCUGUUGAUAUUGUGCCCGAACCAGUUGUGGAGCCUGAGCCCGUGCCCGUAGAGCCCGUGCAAGUUGAGGUCCCCAGCCUACCCGAGCCCGCUGUCCUGCCUGAUGAGCUCAACUAAACAGCCUGAUGACAGAUUAUGUAUCACUAUGAUGUAACGAAUUGUACUUACUAAUUUGUACGUUUAAAUAAAUUG